UGGGGAAUGAAAGGAAAUCCUGACUGCUCUCCCUGCUGCUGAGAUCUGCUUUUGUCCUUUAGCAGGGAGCCUACCGCUUUGGCCUGCAAGAUGCUUGACGACUGGUUUUGCAGGGCCAGUAUUCCCUGCCCUCCAGGGAUCUUCCCAACCCUAUGUGGAUACUUCACUGGUCUGUGGGCUGGACCCAGGCCCUGCCCUCGCACCCCUGCUCCCUGGGAAGGAUCUGUGCUGCAAGCCAGGGGGCCAUACUACGAUUGUCAGAUCUAUAUCCUUUAGAGCCACGGGGUGGGGCGAUGGGACUCUACUUUAGGGACUUGCUUUGGAGCGAUGGUUUAAAGACAAUUCUUGCCAAAGCUGGGAACUGGCGGUCCUAAAGUUGGCUGUGUUUCCAUGGUGUCGGCAGCGGAGCCUAGGGGGCGGGUUCACGCAAGCGCCGAGGAAGCCGGUGGGUGGAGUCUGAGUGUGGGUGCGCAGGCGCUCUGAGAGACAGUGAAGCCGGCGGCCGGUGGCCGGGCGGGACCAACAAAGAUGGCGGCGGCCCCUGCGGUGGGAGAGAUCUGGGCACUAGCUGCGGCUAAAGCUGCAGCCGGGCCCGCGGGGGCGCUGCACGAGGGUAGUAGGGGGUGGCCCUGAGCUGGGGCCUGGCCCCGGCUGGCCUACCCCGCCGCCUCACCCGGGGACAGGUACGGUCCGGGGCGUUAUGGUGUGGGGGUGCCGAGGGAAGACUGUUCCAGACCCGAGAGAUCGCCCACCCCAAAAGCAGAGGUGCUGGGGGCCCGGCAGGCCUGCGAGAACUGGGCUGGAGGGACCAGCAUCCAUGGAUCGUGUAGAAUAUGCCGCUGGACCCCGUAGCCAAUCAGCAGCCUCGGCCUUUCUGCCCUCGAGGGGGGCGGACCCGGUUGAAACCUCCUGUGGUGGGAGAUGUGCAGAGAUUAGGGGUCAGGGAGUUAGUUCGUCCUCCCUCCCCGCCACAGCCCCUGAGCCCCAACACCACUUUGGAGCUCAGAGGUGGGGGAGGGAGGAACCUUUUUAGUGUGCUUCAUUUGCAGCCAGGAGGGGCAGGGGUUUGAGAAUGGAAUGCUGUCCUUGGGGCUGUUAUACUUGCAUCCACACCGCUAUUUGACCAGAGGUCCCAAGUGACCCAGAGCACAUCCCACUUGACUAGGCAGGUCCAGCCUGUGGUGUCCACAAUGCCCCAGGCUUCUGAGCACCGCCUGGGACGGACCCGAGAGCCACCUCUUAAUGUCCAGCCCCGAGUGGGAUCCAAGCUACCAUUUGCUCCCAGGGCCCGGAGCAAGGAGCGCCGAAACCCAGGCCCUGGGCCGAACCCUGUGUUACGACCUCUGCCUCCUAGGCCAGGUCCCCCUGAGGAACGGCUCAAGAAACUGGAGCUGGGACGGGGACGGACCUCAGGCCCUCGUCCCAGAGGCCCGCUUCGGGCAGAUCAUGGAGUUCCCCUGCCUGGCUCACCACCCCCAACUGUGGCUCUGCCUCUCCCAUCAAGGACCAACCUAGCCCGUUCCAAGUCUGUGAGCAGUGGGGACUUGCGUCCAAUGGGGAUUGCCUUGGGAGGGCACCGCGGCACUGGAGAGCUAGGGGCUGCACUGAGCCGCUUGGCUCUCCGGCCUGAGCCACCCACUUUGAGACGUAGCACCUCUCUCCGCCGCCUUGGGGGCUUUUCUGGGCCACCCACCUUGCUCAGCAUACGGACAGAGCCCCCUACUUCCCAUGGCUCCUUCCACGUGAUAUCUGCCCGGCCCUCUGAACCUUUCUACUCCGAUGACAAGAUGGCUCAUCACACACUGCUUCUGGGCUCUGGUCAUGUUGGCCUCCGAAACCUGGGGAACACGUGCUUCCUGAAUGCUGUGCUACAGUGUUUGAGCAGCACUCGGCCUCUUCGGGACUUCUGUCUGCGAAGGGACUUCCGGCAAGAGGUGCCUGGAGGGGGCCGAGCCCAAGAGCUCACUGAAGCCUUUGCAGAUGUGAUUGGUGCCCUGUGGCACCCUGACUCCUGUGAAGCUGUGAAUCCUACUCGAUUCCGAGCUGUCUUCCAGAAAUACGUUCCCUCCUUCUCUGGAUACAGCCAGCAGGAUGCCCAAGAGUUUCUGAAGCUCCUCAUGGAGCGGCUGCACCUCGAAAUCAACCGACGAGACCGCCGGGCUCCGCCAGUCCUGGCCAAUAGUCCAGCUCCCUCCCAACCCCGCCGUGGAGGGGCUCUGCUAGAAGAACCUGAGUUAAGCGAUGACGACCGAGCCAACCUAAUGUGGAAGCGUUACCUGGAGCGAGAGGACAGCAAGAUUGUGGACCUGUUUGUGGGCCAGUUGAAAAGUUGUCUCAAGUGCCAGUCCUGUGGGUAUCGCUCCACGACCUUCGAGGUUUUUUGUGACCUGUCCCUGCCCAUCCCCAAGAAAGGAUUUGCCGGGGGCAAGGUGUCUCUGCGGGAUUGUUUCAGCCUUUUCACCAAGGAAGAAGAGCUAGAAUCGGAGAAUGCCCCAGUGUGUGACCAAUGUCGGCAGAAAACACGAAGUACCAAAAAGUUGACAGUACAAAGAUUCCCCCGAAUCCUCGUGCUCCAUCUUAAUCGAUUUUCCGCCUCCCGGGGCUCCAUCAAGAAAAGUUCAGUAGGUGUAGACUUCCCGCUGCAGCGACUGAGCCUAGGGGACUUUGCCAGUGACAAAGCCGGAAGCCCCGUAUAUCAGCUGUAUGCCCUUUGCAACCAUUCGGGCAGUGUCCACUAUGGCCACUACACAGCCCUGUGCCGGUGCCAGACUGGUUGGCAUGUCUACAAUGACUCUCGUGUCUCCCCUGUUAGUGAAAACCAGGUGGCAUCCAGUGAGGGCUACGUGCUGUUCUACCAACUGAUGCAGGAGCCACCCCGGUGCCUGUGACAUCCCCUUUAAGCCCUGGCACCUGUGAAACCCUUUCAACACCCUCAAGCCCCCAGGCUCCCCAUUUACCUCAGAGACGUCUAUUUUUGUGUCUUUUUAAUCGGGGAGGGGGGAGGGGGUGGUUGUACCUCCCAUUAUUUUUUUUAUUAAAAAAUACCCUUCUACCUGGAGGCUCCCCUGUCUCCCAGCCCCAUGUACAGAGCUCCCCAGGCCCCUGCCCGUGUACAGCCCCCAGACCCUCUACAGUCUCACUUUUUUUUGUGAAUAAAUUUAUUAAGAAAAAAUGAUGUCCUUAUUUGUAUUUGUGCUUAAAGGGGGUGGAGAUACAGAACUAGGCCGAAUUGGAGUCUUCCUGGGACUCAGUUCCCUCUCUGAACAGAUGGGGGCGCGCUCAAAGCCGUGGGGGUGGGAGUGGGGAUAGAGGUGCCGGACCAGGACCCGUUGAUGCCAAGGUUUGACCACGCAGUGAAGGUUUACAUUGGGAGGAAAAGGGAAGGCGAGUUUGAGACUCGUGAAGCUGUAGGGAAGCCUGGAGCUAGAGCGCAGGCACUAGGUAGACGGGUUUUGCCGGCGUAGGGGGCUGCCCCCUCGAGAGCGAGGUGCCCAAGGGCCCCUGUUGAUAAACACGGUACGUUGCCGGGCCGCCCUAACUCCCGUAGGUCCAGGCUGUUGCUACCAUCAAGGAGCUGUUUAUGGAGCCACCUCCCCACGGACCAGCCUCCAGUGUCCCUAUCUACUCUCCCUACAACCAAAGCUCAUGAGGCCCUCCCUCCAGGGUUCUCAGCCUAGCUGGGCCUGGGAAGCUCGAGCUGGGGAAUGCUAACCAGCACGCAGCUCUCGCCGCUCCAGCCUUGAGGGGAAGUCAGUGAUGGAUACGGCUGCUUUCUCCAACCUGGCAUCGAACCAGUUAACUAACCUCCAGCUCCACAGAGCAACCUUCUACAGGGGCCAACCCUCCGCCUUUGCGGGAGGAGGAGCCGCUGCCGGUUCAGUGUUUUCAUUGGUGAGUGUGAUCGGGGCCUUCCAGGACCCACCAAUCCAGGAGCAGGAAGGUAAGGUCGGGAGUGUGCCGCGAGAAUAGAGUGGACGGAGAGUCGGAGAGACCGAAAAACUGGGAGGGGGGCGGGCGGUGAGGCAGCGGACUGAAACUCUAGGCCUAGUGGGGGCGGGCGGGACGGAAAGCGCUUCAGAAGACUGGCGGCAGGUCGGAGCCCAGAGCCCUGCGCUAGCAGAUAGCGUGGGUGUGGCCCUUAUCCACCUCCCAGCCCCCGCCCCUGGGACGCCGGCGGCGUGAUGUGUUGAGACCUCUGUCUCCUCCUUUCCCCUCAUUUUUCUCGUUCCUCUCGUGGGCUUCACCAUGGGCCGGACCGUGGUCGUGCUGGGCGGAGGGAUCAGCGGCUUGGCCGCUAGUUACCACCUGAGCCGGGCCCCUUGUCCCCCCAAGGUGAGUGCCCCCACUCCGUGCCAGAGGGAGCCUCCUUUAAUACUCCUGUCCCAUUUCCAGCAAGAGGGAAUGCGCCGCCCCAUUCCCCUCCUGACCCUUUACGCCGCCGCGGCCGCGGCCGCGGCUAUAGGCCGCAGUGUCUCCCUCUUGUCCCCAGGUGGUAUUGGUGGAGGGCAGCGAGCGCCUGGGAGGCUGGAUCCGCUCGGUACGAGGGCCAGAUGGUGCUGUCUUUGAACUUGGACCUCGAGGAAUUCGGCCGGCGGGAGUCCUGGGAGCCCGGACCCUGCUCAUGGUGAGCGGCUUGUGGAAUGCCUAGGAGAGGUUGUGGAGGGACCUUCACUGGAGAAUAGAGUGAAGGGGAGCAAGUAGAUUUGGUGAUCAGUCCUUUCCUUAGUUUAUGCUCUUUCUGAGGACGUGUGGAGCAGGUUUCCGAGCUUGGCUUGGACUCAGAAGUGUUGCCUGUCCGGGGAGACCAUGCAGCUGCCCAGAAUAGGUUCCUGUAUGUAGGUGGCGCCCUGCACGCCCUGCCCUCUGGCAUCAGGUAAUGCUAUCAUCUCUUUACUGCCAUCCUUCUCCGCUUCCAUCCUCACAUCCUUUCCAUUUCCUCAUCUUCCGGUUUGUCAGCCCUCCCAGCAAAAGGGGCCAAAUGAAUGGAAAUGACCCCCUGGAGCUGGGGGGUUAAAUCAGAGCUCCCUCUUCACUGUGCCUUCCUCCAUGCAGGGGGCUACUCCGCCCUUCACCUCCCUUCUCCAAACCUCUGUUUUGGGCUGGGCUGAAGGAGUUGACUACGCCCCGGGGCAAAGACCCUGAUGAGACUGUGCACAGUUUCGCCCAGCGCCGCCUUGGUCCUGAGGGCGGGGCCCACAGCCAGACUCAGCACUUAUUCGCCAGGCUCGGGCUGAGCGCUGGAGCCAGUGGUCACUCCGUGGAGGGCUGGAGACAUUGCCUCAGGCCCUUAACACCCACCUGACUAGUAGGGGUGUCAGUGUUCUCAGAGGCCAGCCAGUCUGUGGGCUCAGCCUCAAAGCAGAAGGGUGCUGGAAGGUAGGAGAGCCCCCUGGAGUGUAAUGAACCUGUCUGUUAGAGUUUCCAACUUUGUCUAAAUGCUUUAGCCGGCAGGACUGGAGUUUCUCCUUGUUCUCCUGUCCUAGAAGCUAUUUAAAUAUGGGCUACUCCACAUUCCUAGGCCUUAUUUGUGGACCUUCCUCCAAGACCUGUUUGAUCCAAACCUGUGGAUAGAAUAUAUAUAAGUGGCUCCCAGCUAGGGGCAAGAACCACUGAGCUCCACUAAACAUUUCAGAGUAGCCCACUGGCUUUUGUCUGGCCCACUUCCUGGAGUAAUGGGGGGAUGAUUUUUGUGCUGACUACUUAGUCUGUUCAUCCUGAGUCAGCACCCAGUCUCUCUCCUGCCUGGGAAACUAAGGCAAAAUUCCCAUGAUCUCUGUGUCUUUUAUUUUAUUUUAUUUAUUUAUUUUUUUUGCGGUACGUGGGCCUCUCACUGUUGUGGCCUCUCCUGCUGCGGAGCACAGGCUCCGGACGCGCAGGCUCAGCGGCCAUGGCUCAUGGGCCCAGCCGUUCCACGGCACGCGGGAUCCUCCCGGACGGGGGCACGAACCCGCGUCCCCUGCAUCAGCAGGCAGACUCCCAACCACUGCGCCGCCAGGGAAGCCCUCUGUGUCUUUUAAAUGUUUUCUUCCUCUCAGGUGUCUCUAGGGGACAGCAACCUGGAGGCUGACCACAUUAUUAGUGCCAUUCCAGCUUCAGGUAAUGUGGUGGUCACCCUCCCCUUCUCCAACCAGGUUGAGGCAACGUAGCUUCUUUCUGGGCCAGCAGGACCAUGCCAUGCCCCUGAACUGGUCAACCCUGUGGGAGUCUAAUCCCAAGGAGGGUUGGUAAAAUUGAAGCGUGAAUGCCUCCUGAGGCAGGCCUCUGCCUGCUCUCCUCCAGUGCUCAGCAAGCUGCUCCCUGCUGAGGCGGCACCGCUGGCUCGCGCUCUGAGUACCAUCACUGCUGUGUCUGUGGCUGUGGUGAAUCUGCAGUACCGAGGAGCUCGUCUGCCUGUCCAGGGAUUUGGACAUUUGGUGCCAUCCUCAGAAGACCCAGGCAUCCUGGGAAUCGUGUAUGACUCAGUUGCUUUCCCU
Molecule: messenger RNA, 6473 nt
Organism: Orcinus orca (killer whale)
Lineage: Eukaryota; Metazoa; Chordata; Mammalia; Artiodactyla; Delphinidae
Gene: USP21
Product: ubiquitin specific peptidase 21
Exons: 16
Coding region: 1191-2888 (565 amino acids)
Biological process (GO): protein deubiquitination
Cellular component (GO): cytoplasm
Molecular function (GO): cysteine-type deubiquitinase activity
Source: RefSeq, a predicted model, not a curated record